AGCUUCUCUGGAUUUGCCGUGACGCGUAGUGUUGUCUGUGUACCUACUGAGGCGAGAGACGACUGAGGUGUCCACAUAAAGGGAAUAGGUGCUCAGAUACACUCUUAACGAUAAAGAAGCACUAUGGAUGAAGAGGAGCAGUUUGUGAACAUCGAUCUGAACGAUGACAAUAUCUGCAGUGUUUGCAAGCUAGAGACGGAAACAGGGACCUUAUCUUUCUGCCACGUCUGCUUUGAACUCAGCAUUGAAGGUGUCUCCUCUGCUACCUUGUUGCAUUCAAAGUCCCUGCGUGGCCACAGAGACUGCUUUGAGAAAUGUCAUCUCAUCGCCAAUCAGAAGCUGUCACGGUCCAAGGUCUCCCGAAGUGCCUACGAGGGCAUGAAGCUGGCCCUCAGUCAGAAACUGAACCGCAUCAUCCAGUAUGCCCAGAACAAAGACUCUGUCUCCUCCAACAGCCUCAGUAGACGAGGGACCAAGCUUCUUUGUUACAACCAGCAGAGUGACCGUAAGCUGCUGCCCCAGUCAGACGCCCAGGUGCCCCGCUACACACCCCACUGGGACACGGGCAAAGCAACAGGGCUGCCUGAUUACACCAUGGGGAUGUUGGAGUGCCACACAGCGGAAGAGCUCGGGCUGCUGCAGGAGUCACAAUCUGACGUUUGGUCCAGUGACAGCAUGACUGGACUACACGGCCGGAGCCAGUCGUCAGGAGGAGGACAGACGCAGCUCAUACACCAUGGCCACAGCAGAGACGAAUUGACUAAAAUGAAUGUGGAUGAGCUUCAUCAGCUGAAUGCCCAGUUACUGAUGCAGAUUCAAAAGGUGUUCGAGGAGCUGACUGUGGCUGUGCAGGAAAAAGACUCGUUAGCAUCAGAGCUGCACGUGCGUCACAUUGCCAUCGAGCAGCUCUUCAAGAACUGUGCCAAGCUGCCCUGGCUGCACAUUAGCAGGGCAGGGGUCAAGGCGAGCAGCAGCAGCGGCCCUGUCGAGUGAGGUGUGACGUGGGGCUUCUGUCUCUGCUGCUGGGAGGAAGCCGACAAACACUUUGGCAUGCUGGCUGCAGCGAGACUAAAAAUGCCUUUAUGUAUACUGAGUGACUUCUACGACACUAUGGUGACUGAGCUGUUAGCUCUGCAUUAGAGCAGCAUUAAGGGCUGGGUUAACAAGGCCUCCGUUCUCGUGGUUGCAGUGAUGAUACAAGGAUUAAUGUUGGUGUGCAGUUUAAAACAAGUUGCUGGUCUGACACGUGACCUGAACGCCACCCAACCCAAGUACCCAGGAUGCAUGUUAGUACCAGGUGUCCUGGCUCCAGUACAAGAUAAGGACAUGUCCUUACUGGACACGUUCCUUAACGAAUACCUUUUAAGAUUUAAUUAAACACAGACUGAAAAGUUUGUCUAAAUAAUUUCACAUGGACGGUUGCUGAUGGCUUCUUUUUUUUUUGUUUAGUUUGCUGUCAGUCAUUUUAGAUUUCAUUGGUCUGUUUCAUUUUCUGUAGAUACAUUUUUAGUUUUUCUUCUGAUUAUGUCAAACGUGGAUAUUCAAAUGUGGGUUUUAGCACUGUGUAAUACUCCUCCAUAUGCUAUCUUGUGGUUUCCUGUAGAAGGUGGUGAGCCAGUCAGAAGUUAGUUAGAAUAUUUUAUAACAUGGCAUGGGCGAACACUUGAUGCAGAUUAGUCGGAUUGUCUCCAUCAUAUUCAUACCAUCAGCCACUGCCAGCAGUAGUGUUUGAUUAUUGUACUUAUGUAAAGCGCUAACAAGGUGUAAGCUUUUUCAUGCAGCUACACACAGAAACAUGAGUUUUUGAGUAUGAGUUUUGAUUGGCCUUCCAACUGCCAAAGUUGACAUGAUAGUUUGCGAAAACAGUGGUCCUCUUGUGUUGGCAAUUUUAUUAAUCAGAUAGAAUCAACAGCAGUCGGCUACAUCUGCUGGACAAAAUGCAAAUACUUAUACAUACUAACACAAAUUAGCUGCAUUUCUUUUGAAUAAUAGAAAUAUUAUGGAAAACAUUGAAAAAUUGUUACAAAAAAUGUAACUGAAAUCAAGUACUCUUUGGAAAAGAGCAAGUGCAAGACAAGAAAGAACCUAAAGCAUCACUGCGACAAAGUGAGUGUGUGAAAUUAACAAGGCUAUAAUAGAUGUGCAGGUUUUUUCAUUGGGGUCAUUGUGACUAUCUGGGAGUGUCCAUAAACUAAUACUUUGUAACAGCUGGUUGUCAAGCAGCAAGUGGAAAUAUCAGUUAAUAUACUUACAGAUGAGAAAUAUUUUGUUUUUAACACUGAGUUUAUAAUUAUUAUUUCUGGUGAGAUUUACUUGAUAUUUAGUAAAUCAUAGCUGCUUGUUGUCUGUGGUAUAGCUGUCAAGCACAAGUCACAUGUAUGGCUAUACACUGAAUGAGCACUAUUGAAAGAAAAACCCAGCUGCCAAACCAAAGUCUGUAUUUGUUCUAUGUUUCACAUGUGAAUUGCAAGCAUUUGACUUAGAUUACAGAGCAACAUGCAAUACCAAACCGAUUUAAAAUGUGGUUUAGUGGUUUACUUCUGUGUUUGGUUCAGUGUGUGUAAUAAUGAACUAUAGAUUUUUAAUAUGGAAAUGAUUUGUUCUCUAGAACACUGUGUGUGUUUUAUGUUUUUUUUUUUUUUUUUGCUUUUUAAUUUUUUUUCAUGUUCAGUGUUAACUUAUGUCGCCCCCUCUCCUGCAUUUAUGUAUGGGAGCCCUAGUUGAUGUCAGCAAUACAAAUGGGACAGUUUGGUCUAUUGUGCCUCUGAAAGUCCCUGUUUUUUUUUUUUUUUUUUGGAACAAAAGUAGACAAAUGGUAUUAACAGUUACUAUUGUGGUUAGUUCAUUAUUCAGGAACCCUAUGCAAGAAAGAGAGAAAUAAAUCAGAAGCCUUAUUAAGUAGAAAUUAUCUGAAAGAAUAUUAGUUAUCUGAGUUUUUCUCCUAGGAGAUCAGAGCUACUCGCAUAUAAUAAGCUGGGGAAACACAAGGUUAUAAUCAGAUUGAUGUUUAGAAAAACUCAGCAUUGUCAGUGUAUCUCUUUGCUCUCUCUUUGUAAGAGAUUAAAUGUAUUUGACCCCUUUAGGGUUUAAAGUUAAAAGUUUAAGCUCCAUUUUAAACUUCUAUCUCAGUUUUAUUUGGAUGUGUAUUUAGUGUGCUUGAGUGUUUGAGAGAUUCAGAUUACUGGUCCUUGAUGCAAAAUUUUAUUUGUGUUUUAAAUAUGAAUGCUGUCUGUUUUUGUAUACUGUGGAAACAUGCCUAGGCCUGUGCCUCUGCUCAGCAGAAAAUUCAGGCUGCCUGUUCUUGUUUGUCUAUUUUGGCAGUCUCAUUAUCUUUUACUGGAGAUGUAAGCAUACCUGUUAGACAUUCACCUCCUUCCUUUUGGACUUGACUUCAUUUUUUGUUUUGUGUGAUGUUUUACAUUCUAUUUAUUGUGUGUGUUCAUGAACAUUACACGGGCUGUGUGAUUUGUGCUUAAGUGACUUUGUAUUUUUUGUAAACUGUUCCAAUAAAAUGAAAUUAUUUUUACUACAUA
Molecule: messenger RNA, 3533 nt
Organism: Seriola aureovittata
Lineage: Eukaryota; Metazoa; Chordata; Actinopteri; Carangiformes; Carangidae
Gene: c15h21orf91
Product: chromosome 15 C21orf91 homolog
Exons: 5
Coding region: 124-993 (289 amino acids)
Source: RefSeq, a predicted model, not a curated record